UUCAUGUAGUCAGCUGUUUUUGCGUGCACUGUUUGUCAAAUUAGACAACCGUAGAAAAUAUUUUAGUCGAGAAUUUUUACGAAAGCUUUAGAAACGUAACAAAUAUAAAGAUACGUUAAACAAAAAAUGUCGGUACCGUUUGUUGUACGGACGCACUCACGUCAAGUAUGCAGCCUUUACAAGCGGGCACUGCGAAAUCUAGAAGCUUGGUACGAUCGCAAAAACAUUUUUCGCUACAGAGCGGUGCUUCUGCGUCAGCGUUUUGACAAAAAUCGUUGUGUGACCGACAUGGCGGAAGCAGCGCGAUUGCUAGCCGCUGGCGAGCAAGAGCUAUUUGAAACGAAACAUUUUCAACCAAAGUUCUUUGCCAACAGUGCUGGUGGUUGCGCAUUUGAACGAGAGGUAAUUCCGCCUGAUUGGGUUCUCGACUACUGGCAUCCGUUAGAGAAGGCACAAUAUCCGGAAUACUUUGCAAAACGGGAGCAACGCAAGAAGGAGUUUGUUACAUGGUGGGAAAAACAGUACGGCAAACCAGAUCCCAAGGACUUAGGACACCAUUGAGUCUAAGCCAAAUAAAAGUAAGGUUAAAAACGAAAUAUUGUGCAGUUAGAUGAAAACAACAGAAAAACGGAUAUAUAAACAUCAUGCAACAAUACAGAAUAAAGGAAAACUUAUUCAAAACUUAAAAA
Anastrepha ludens (Mexican fruit fly) is the source of this 689-nucleotide messenger RNA. RefSeq names its product NADH dehydrogenase [ubiquinone] 1 beta subcomplex subunit 9 (gene ND-B22). The record is from RefSeq and is a predicted model, not a curated record. The coding region runs from base 127 to 561 and encodes 144 amino acids. Lineage: Eukaryota; Metazoa; Arthropoda; Insecta; Diptera; Tephritidae. Gene Ontology annotation, biological process: mitochondrial electron transport, NADH to ubiquinone. The transcript has 3 exons.